Messenger RNA from Hypanus sabinus (Atlantic stingray), 2912 nucleotides. RefSeq names its product transmembrane protein 41B (gene tmem41b). The record is from RefSeq and is a predicted model, not a curated record. Lineage: Eukaryota; Metazoa; Chordata; Chondrichthyes; Myliobatiformes; Dasyatidae. Gene Ontology annotation, cellular component: endoplasmic reticulum membrane. The coding region runs from base 16 to 1083 and encodes 355 amino acids. The transcript has 7 exons.
CAAAGCAGAAAGAGCAUGCACACUGACAGUGGUACAUCCAGGCCACAGGGGGCGCCACAGCUCCCGACACGGCCACUUACAACCUGCUUCUCUUGCCUCCGCCUGCAUUCUCGGUCGGAGGGUGAAAGGGCACAAGUGCCGGGUUGUGACCAGAUUGUUGCCGUCCGUUCACCAGUCCGUCUAUUCGGUCUGGACCGCACUACGAAAAUGGCCAGAAAGAGAAGUGAUGAUGCCAAGGGUCAGUCCAGCGCGGUCGUGAACACCGUGAACCGGCAGAAAACGGAGCCGGCGAGCGAGCCGAGCGCCCUAAUCAGUCAAGAGGCUGUGAGAGAGAAAACAUCAGAAGGGGGUUCGACUCGAAUGUCUCUCUUCAUUCUUUUAUCUACCUUCCUUUCAGCUGCUUUUGUUAUGUACAUAGUGUACAGGAAUUUUCCAGAACUUGAUGAAGAGGAACGAAAAACUAUUGUAAUUCCUAAGGACAUGGAUGAUGCCAAGGCAUUGGGGAAAGUUCUUUCCAAAUACAAGGACACUUACUAUGUACAAGUGUUAGUGGCAUACUUUACCACAUAUAUUUUUUUACAAACAUUUGCCAUACCAGGGUCCAUAUUUCUCAGCAUCCUUUCGGGGUUUCUGUACCCUUUCCCACUGGCACUUUUCUUUGUCUGCCUGUGUUCCGGUCUUGGAGCUUCCUUCUGCUACCUGCUGUCAUAUUUAGUUGGUCGGCCAAUUGUUUAUAAAUAUUUAAAAGAGAAAGCAACAAAGUGGUCACAACAGGUUGACAAGCACAGGGAUCACCUUAUUAAUUAUAUAAUCUUUUUAAGAAUAACUCCAUUCCUGCCAAACUGGUUCAUUAAUAUAACAAGUCCUGUAAUAAAUGUACCUCUGGGUGUAUUUUUCAUUGGAACAUUUUUAGGUGUAGCACCUCCAUCAUUUGUGGCUAUCAAAGCUGGCACAACCCUUUAUCAACUUACAACAGCAGGAGAAGCUGUUUCUUGGAAUUCAGUCUUUGUUCUCAUGUUCUUGGCAGUUGUCUCCCUACUUCCAGUAUUUUUCCAGAAAAAACUGAAGCAAAAGUUUUCAUAACCUCAACACAGUCUUACUAUUCAUAACUUGCCUCAGAAUUUAUCUUUAAGUUAACGUCCACUAAGUGGGUUGUAGUAAAGAAUAUAUUUGGAUUUAAUAGGUUAAUCAUUUUUUCAUAAUCAAUGUGCACAUACAAAAAUGUGACUUAAGUUUUAUAAAACUAUGCCCUUUCCCUGUUUUUCUUUCUCAGCAUUAAGUCACAUAAUAUACUGCAAAUGACUUGCUUUUAUUAUUGGAUAUAGAAAUUAUUAUAUAAAGUAGCUAAACAGAGUGAAGCACAUGAUUGCAGCAAGUCUCUUCCAAUUCUAGAUGCACCAAAAUCAGUUCACUUCAAAGAAAUAAAUUUUUCCUUGGCCACAUACUAAAAGCACAAUAUAGUGUCAGUUGAAGUCAAUCUAAUAGAACUUUGGAGGAGUGGAGUGAAAUGUGCACUGCUACUGCUUUCCAUUUGAACACUAUGUUGAAGGAUGAAUUCUUUAACAUUUUUUUCCCCCCGGUUUUUGUGGUUCAAUGUUGUGGAAACAUUUAUGCAAGGUUCUUCGAUGUAAGAAGUUGCUAUCUGCAAACAUAUGCCUUUAACAGUAUUAAGAAUGGCAAUAAAUUCACAUUCAUGGUGUAUAAUUAUUUGUAAUCAUACAUGAUUUUGAACUUCAAUUAUUUACAUGUUAUCACAACUUAUAACAUUCUGAUGCAAGUAUUUAUUGGAAAGAAGGAUGGCUGAAUUGGUUACUGUUGUUUCAUCAUUCAGUCCCCAUGUACUGUAUGUGACUUGUUCUCUACCCCAGAUAUCGCUAUGGAAUGUAAAUUUUCAUGUCUAUUGACUUGUACAGAAUAAGUAAAAGUGCACAAAAUAUUUCUUAAAAAUCCAUCGUCUUCUGUACUGAAAAUUUUAAAUGCCCACUAGGUGGCAUGUGAUUCCAGAAACUUGAUGUAAUAAAAGUCAUGAAGUGAAUUUUUCAUCCAAUCUUAGUUAAUUGGGAGGAGGUAUGACACAAUAGCUGAUGUUUCUCCUUCAAACAUGGCAGUUAGGUGUGGUGGGGGGGGGGGGUUGAGAAAGAAAUCAAAUUCAGUCAAUUUCCUAUAAUAUCAAUUUGCAGUUUGAAAGGGUCUGAGGAGGACCAUUUUCCUGGAGAAUUGGUGUAUGAAUGAACAAAGACAAUGAAAUAAAAUAAAAAUAGUAUCACAACUGAUACUUGAGAGUUUACAAUACAAGCUUUGUAGCCGUAUAUCUGUAGGGAAAACAAAUAACCUCUAUGAUUUAAUUGUCAAACUGCUACCAAAUAUUCCACAGAAAUGAUUCACAGAUUCUUAAUGAUUCUUGCAGAAUGAGACCACUUUUUAAUCCAGGAAGAAACUAUAAAUGCUGAAAACAAAUAUCAAACUGCUUUGAAUUUCCAGCAAGGCAAUUGACUUCUUAAAAGGGAAAAGAUAAUGGCUUAAAAAAAAGCUCAAGUUUGUUAAUGCUGAUAAGUUUCCUGCUUUGCUCGAACAUUUCUGUUUUGAUUGGAAAUCUUAACAAUUGUGGUCAAAUCAACUGAAGAAAACCAAGUACUGCAUUGUCCUGAUGAAGGGUCUCAACUUGAAACGUCGACAAUUUAUUUUUUUCCCAUAGGAUCUGUCUGGCCUGCUGAGUUCCUUCAGCAUUCAGUGUGUGUUGCCCUGCAUUGUACAUUUUGAAAAGUAUUCAGAAACCAGCCUGUUGUCAUUAACUCUAGCUGAUGUAAAAGUGUGUGAACUAGGCUCCUGUCUUCAAUGUGAUUUUAAUGAUAAUCUGAUACAAUCUGAUGGACUUUUAGAAUAAACAUUGUAUUGUGAUAUUAUAAUUGCCA